AUGUCUCAGGCAAGUCUUCUCAAGUCCGGUGGCUCAAACAAAGGGAAAGAGACACUGAGACCAAGAUUGCGAGUCAAGCUUCCUGAUUUUGACGAUUCGGAGCUGAUCCAGGGAUACUCAAAGACGUUGAUUGGAAGAUGCAUGAACCCACAGAGGCAGGAUGUGAAGGCGCUGAUCAUCAUCUUUCCACGGAUUUGGAAGAUGGAGAAUCGUGUGACGGGAGCGGACUUAGGCUUGGGAAGAUUCCAGUUUGAUUUUGAUGAGGAAGCGGACAUCAUCGAGGUGUUGAAAAUGGAGCCUUUCCAUUUCGAUUCCUGGAUGGUGUCGUUGGUGAGAUGGCAGCCGGAGUUUGACCCGUUUUAUCCCUUCGAAAUAACUUUUUGGGUCAGGGUACUGCAGCUCCCGCUUGCUUCAAGUUUGGGCGGAACUCACGUUGCGUAG
Molecule: messenger RNA, 441 nt
Organism: Microthlaspi erraticum
Lineage: Eukaryota; Viridiplantae; Streptophyta; Magnoliopsida; Brassicales; Brassicaceae
Source: the annotation of a GenBank genome assembly